This is a messenger RNA of Musca domestica (house fly), 411 nucleotides long. RefSeq lists its product as uncharacterized. The transcript has 2 exons. Gene Ontology annotation, molecular function: odorant binding. The record is from RefSeq and is a predicted model, not a curated record. The coding region runs from base 1 to 411 and encodes 136 amino acids. NCBI's taxonomy places the organism in Eukaryota, Metazoa, Arthropoda, Insecta, Diptera, Muscidae.
AUGUUUAAAAUAAUAAUUACAAUUUGUUUGCUUUCUUUGGUCUUUGCCGAACGUCCCGAUUGGUAUCCGGAAAAUCCCCAAGAAAUUGAAGCGGAAUGUAUGAAAAAGUAUAACGUUGAUGCCGAAACGAUUGCCAAAAUUCGCGCCUUCCAACUUGAGGAUACACCCACAGUUCGGUCCGUGUUGUUUUGCAGUGCUGUUGGUAAAAAUGUCUAUCGGCCCGAAAAAGGUUUUGAACCAGAACGUUUUGCUGUUGGUCUAAAGUAUGGGCUGAAUGUUGAUUGUAAUGUCGAUUUCAUUCGUAACUGUGCCAACAAGUACAACAAUAUUGAGUCUCAGGAGGGAAAAUAUUUCCAUUUCUUUAAAUGUGUUUUUGAUGAUAUCAAGGAAAAUUGUAAGAAAAUUGAAUGA